Messenger RNA from Vanrija pseudolonga, 2716 nucleotides. RefSeq lists its product as uncharacterized. Gene Ontology annotation, biological process: regulation of DNA-templated transcription. The coding region runs from base 249 to 2486 and encodes 745 amino acids. The transcript is spliced from 6 exons. Gene Ontology annotation, molecular function: DNA-binding transcription factor activity, RNA polymerase II-specific; zinc ion binding. NCBI's taxonomy places the organism in Eukaryota, Fungi, Basidiomycota, Tremellomycetes, Trichosporonales, Trichosporonaceae. The record is from RefSeq and is a predicted model, not a curated record.
CAUCUCCCACCCAGGGCACCACACACUCGACAAUAACAACAACAAAUCCGGCACGAGUCACAAGAAAAAAGGCGCCAAGCGAGCCAGAGAUCUUCGAGCACAUGCUCUCACGUUAGCCGCUGACGACGACGACGACGACGGGCCUGAAACGCCAAACGAACGACAAGACUCUGCCCACUUUAAAACCCACCCAUCGCACCUCGUCGCUCCACCCACUCCACCCACCACCCACCAACAACAACAACAACAUGGACACGGAUUCGGGUGGUUCAUCGUCCAAUACCCCCAGUAGAGGGCCGGGUUUAGAGUCACCUCGUGUAUCGCAGCGCGCAUCAAAUUCCUGCGCAUUCUGCACAAAGCGCAAGAUCAAAUGCAACAAGGCAAUCCCAUGCGACAACUGUAUCCGGCGCGGACAUCCAGAGUCAUGCACACGCUUGCCGGCGAUCGUGCGGGGCCGGCUCAUCAACGCGCCGAGCGCGGCACAGCGUGCGCCGCUCACGCCUGACCAGAUCCGGCUGCUGCGCGAGGGGCAGCUGCAGCGCGAGAACGUUGGGCUGCGGCGGCGUGUAGGCGAUCUCGAGAGCCGCAUUCGCGAGCUGGAAGCCGGCGGUAGCGGGAGCACGCCGUCUGCCCGCCCCGGAAGCCGGGCAAGAGACAGCGGCCCCGCGUCCGGGCCUACGCCGUCGUCGAGCGCCGACUCGCCGCUGGACGGCGGCAACGCCUUUGCGCACCUGCUAUCUGCGGCGAACGGGCACGCAGCCUCAGGCCACACAGCCCACCGAGAGGGACCGGAGAAGAGCCGCCAGGACGACCCUGACGUCCUCGAGCCCUUCGUACACGUCAUGGGUAUCCCCAAGCAGCCGGAGCGCGCUGGCAGCCCCCACCCGGGUCGUGGGAGUACGAGCGGCAACGGCGGGUUGCCUGACCUGCCAAGUCGCAAGUCGACCGACCUCGGCCAGACCGACCUCCUCACCCUCCUCCCGACGCCGCCGCAGAGCAGCCUCAUCAUCCGAGCAUCGUUCAAGUACCUCUGCUUCUUCCACCCGAGCGUGCAUGUGCCCACAUUCAUCAAGGAGCACGACGAGUGGAUCGCGGCCACGGCCGAGGGCGAGAACCUGGAGAAGGGCGACGCGUGGCUCAGCUACUACUUUGGUCUGCUCUCCGUCGGCAUGUACAUGUGCGGCGACCUCCUCGCGCCCGAGCUCAACCUCACUGGGGACGAGACACUAUCGCUGGCGUCGUUCUGGUUCGACGUGACGCUCGAGGCGCUGAACCGUUCCAAGUUCAUGUCGACAAAUCCGACCAUGGAGGCGCUCAUGACCAUCUGCAUCUUGCCGAUCGUGUCGUACCACUUUGGCGCGUCGGCUUACUGCGAGAUGCUCCUCCAUGUGGGGUUACGCAUCGCGCAGAUGCUCAGGUUGCACCUCCUCACGCCAGAACCAGAGGACAAGACGGACCUGACCCCUGGGCUGAUCUACCGCGAGCAGGGUCGGCGGAUCUGGCUUCACCUGAGGCUGGGUGAAGGCCGACCAGACUUUGCAAACAUUGGCGGACUGCGCCUGCCCCAGGGUGCUACGGCCGAGCCGCUCAAUGUCGACGACGAGGACAUUACGGAUACAACGGCGAAGCCCAGGCCACUGUCAGAGUUUACGCGCAUCACACACCUUCUCUGCGCCGGCCGACGCUACCGCAUCUUCAGGCAGUUCGCCGAGGCCUUUGCCGAAGCGACGUCCCUCAAGGACCAAUAUGUCAUUGCCAUGGCGGCCGACCAGGCGCUCCAGGCCAACUUUGCGACCUUCCCCGCACUCAACGGCACCGAUGGCGACACGUUUGAUGAGCAGUUUGACCUCAACGGUCCCCACGACUUUAGGCCGCACUCGAGGUACAUCUGGUCGUUACUUCAGGCGUCGGGUACUGUGCUGGUGUACCGCAGUUUCCUCGGCCGCGCAUAUGUUGACGAGAGAUUCUCAGAGGUCCGGGAUACCUGUCUCGCUGCCGCACGCGAGAUUCUGCGACAGCGCAGACGGCACGUUCCGCCCAUGUUCCUCCGCGCGUGGCCUGUGGCGUCGUACACCGUACUCGCUGGUGUCGUCCUGGGGACAGAGUUGGUACACGGCAGUCCAACCGACGCCGAGCGCGCGCAGCUCGUGGCCGACGUGCAGUUCGCCAUCGACUCGCUUUGGCUGUGCGGCUCGAGCUCGUUGGUGGUGCAGCGUGGCGUGCUCCUGCUACGCCGGUUCGUCGAAGCGCCGGCCAAGCCGCCCGCGUCCGUCCCCGAGAACAUUGCCGCAGCGGUGGGCGGCGUCGCGCCCGCGAUCGUGGCCGGCGCGCCGUUGCCAGCCGCGCAGGAGCUGUGGCCCACCAUGCAGCUCGAACACCCGCCCUCAGGCCCGGGUGAUGUGUGGGUGGGCGAGGACGUGUGGUCGUCUGCGCUGGUCGCGCUCGAGAAUGAGGAGAGCAGCGGGUGGUGGACGACGCUGCUGUAGACGGCAGAGUCGCUGAUGUUGUACGCUGGAUGUAGUCUUGCCAAGGAAGCAGAGGGAUGCCGAUGGCGCUGGUAGCGAGCGUGAUGGGCAUGGCCUGGAGCGACCGUUGAGCUCAUGUAGCGGACUCGGCGCCGCCCCGAGAUCAUAUCGUCGGGUUUCGGAUUGUCUCACCGGAAUCCCUCCAGUCUUUACCGUCCUGAACCGCGUUAUGCCCUCUCUCAACCCUCUCG